Scomber scombrus (Atlantic mackerel) is the source of this 1956-nucleotide messenger RNA. RefSeq names its product leucine-rich repeat, immunoglobulin-like and transmembrane domains 1a (gene lrit1a). The record is from RefSeq and is a predicted model, not a curated record. Gene Ontology annotation, cellular component: endoplasmic reticulum membrane. The transcript has 4 exons. NCBI's taxonomy places the organism in Eukaryota, Metazoa, Chordata, Actinopteri, Scombriformes, Scombridae. The coding region runs from base 1 to 1956 and encodes 651 amino acids. Gene Ontology annotation, molecular function: protein binding.
AUGUUCCUCGUCCUGCUCCUGGGGCUCUACGUGGCCACAGGUCAACUUGUCUCCCCAGUGAGCUCCUGCCCGUCGCAGUGCAGCUGUUUUUACCACAACCUGAGUGAUGGAUCAAAGGCCAGGAGCGUGAUUUGCAAUGAUCUCGAAAUAUCUCUUGUGCCUGUCGGGUUCCCUGUUGACACAUCCAAGCUACGGAUUGAGAAGACGGCCAUCCAGCGGAUACCAAGCGAAGUCUUCAACUACCUCUCCAGUCUGGAAUUCCUGUGGAUGUCUUUCAACACCCUGUCCGCCUUGAACCCGGACAGUUUCCGGGGACUUCUCAACCUGGAAGAACUUCGCUUGGACGGGAACGCCCUCGCCGCCUUUCCUUGGGAGUCUCUCAUGGAUAUGCCCAGCCUGAGACUGCUCGAUUUGCACAACAACCAGCUCACUUCGCUGCCUGCGGAGGCCACCACUUACAUCAAAAACCUCACAUACCUGGAUCUGUCCAGCAACAGCCUGCUGACCCUGCCAGCCGAGGUGCUGUCCACCUGGCUGGCGGCAAAACCUGUGCAAGGACCAGAGAGCUCCAAAAUGAUACUUGGUCUCCAUGACAACCCCUGGGUAUGUGACUGUCGUCUCUAUGAACUGGUCCAGUUCCAGAAGUCUCCGACUCUCUCUGUGGCGUUCAUUGACACAAGGCUGCGGUGUUCAGCCCCAGAGAGUGUGUCGGGUGUCUUGUUCAGUGAUGCAGAGCUGCGGCGCUGUCAGCUGCCACGUAUCCACACAGCUGUGGCACGAGUCCGGAGCGCUGUUGGAAACAAUGUGUUACUCCGGUGUGGGACUAUUGGAGUCCCCAUCCCAGAUCUGACAUGGCGCAGGGCAGAUGGACGGGCCCUGAAUGGAACAGUCCAGCAGGAAACCUCCAAGGAUGGAAUCACCUGGUCAAUCCUCAGUGUCCCAGCUGUGUCCUUCCGUGAUUCAGGAAAAUACAUCUGCAAGGCCACCAACUAUGCAGGGAACGCUGAGGCGGUCAUUUCUCUCAUUGUCUCUAACUCACCAAAACCUGAGGGGAACCAAACCAGCAACGACAAGAAAGCCAAAGUCAAGAAACCCAAUCCGAUGGGCAAAGCUGCUUACCAGGAGAAACUUGUGGCCAGAUAUGUGGCUCCAACCUCCACUCCUUCAUCCCCGCCUGCACUGGAUCCUGGCCUUCCACCCGGCCUUGCUCCUGAUCCUGGACCAGCCAGCUACAGCCUGGCUGACAGAGCCACCCCUGGGCCUGCCACCUCCUCCAAUCCAGAUGCACUGCUGGAUCUGGAGAAAACAAAUCUAAGUAACCUAGCAGCCAAUACCUCGUCGUUGCAGCAGGACCCGGACAGGGUGGUGCGCUCAGUAAAGGUGGUAGGGGACACAGACAAUACAAUUUAUCUGAACUGGAGAGCCCCUAAGGCCAAGAACACGACAGCAUUUAGUGUGCUGUACGCUGUGUUCGGAGAGAGGGACAUGAGGAAGAUAAAUGUUGGGGCGGGGCAGAAUCGUGUAACCAUCGACGGGCUGGUGCCCAGGACCAAGUACAUUGCCUGUGUGUGUGUGAGGGGGCUGAUCCCCAAGAAGGAGCAGUGUGUCAUAUUUUCUACCGAUGAAGCAGCCAGUGCUACUGGUACCCAAAGGCUGAUUAACGUGAUUGUGAUCACAGUGGCCUGUAUCAUCGCAGUCCCACUCACUGUCAUCGUGUGCUGUGGGGCGCUGAAGAGACGCAUUCAGAAGUACUGGGGAAAGAAAUCCAAGGACAUCCAAGAUUCAUAUGUGACCUUUGAGACACUGUCGCCCGGCACAAAGGCCAAAGGGCUCGAGGGCGAGUAUUUGAACAGACAGAACCCAGAGGAGUCCAACAGGCUCCUAUCAGCCCGCUCCAGCAUGGACUCUGAGGCCACAGCUAAAAUAGAGGGACAGCCUAAUGAGUACUUCUGCUGA